This is a messenger RNA of Oncorhynchus mykiss (rainbow trout), 8013 nucleotides long. Its product is annotated as erbin. Gene Ontology annotation, cellular component: adherens junction; basolateral plasma membrane; postsynaptic density. The record is from RefSeq and is a predicted model, not a curated record. Gene Ontology annotation, biological process: embryo development; establishment or maintenance of epithelial cell apical/basal polarity; neurotransmitter receptor transport, endosome to postsynaptic membrane. NCBI's taxonomy places the organism in Eukaryota, Metazoa, Chordata, Actinopteri, Salmoniformes, Salmonidae. Gene Ontology annotation, molecular function: protein kinase binding.
GAUGCAAGGUUGUCGCCGUACUGGGCCAACGAUACAGCCGCAUACACUGGUGUUGGCUCCGUAGACUGGCCAACUCAGUGUUCUUGCUACAAACGAGAUGUAUGCAUACAUUUUUGAAUGACAAAAAUAACAAGAGAUUAGGACUGAAAACAUUUGGGUGCGGCGUUCUUCUGAAGAAAGGAUUCUGCUUUGGCGGAUUUUUUUUUCUUUUGCCUUCUGUAUUUCCUUGGCUGUUGUGGACAUUUUGGAUUCCUUUUUAGUUUUAAUGUUCGUUUUUAAAAAUUUACCCAAAUACAAUUAUUAUUUUUAACUAUUUCCACCGUUUAUUUUAGUAAUCGCUUUUUGUUUAUGUAUUGUCUGACUGGACACUUUUUCAGCGAGACGCAAACUCUGAACAGUAAAGAACUUUUGAGGGGAUUGGUCUCGCGAAAGAAUGCGUCUGACUGAUUAGCUAGCCAGCUAGCUAGCUAGGUGUAAUUUAAGUGGAUGCUUGGAAGAAACAAACCUUGUCGGCCAGCGAAUUUAUACAGUUUAAAACGUUGGUGGAUUUAACAAUUUUCGGACUAUAUAUCAAAUGAGAAACUAAAUCGACACCGUUGUAUGAUAAGCACCUGUGCUGCUGUUGGGUCUCUCACCUGCCACCACUUGGGAUCCAGUAGCCCGGGUCAUAAAUGACAAGUGCCUGAGGAUGUCGAGCAAGCGGAACCUGUUUGUGCGGCUGGUGCCAUGCCGCUGCCUGCGGGGGGAGGAAGAGACGGUGACGUCACUAGACUACUCCCACUGCAGCCUGGAGGCAGUGCCUAAGGAGAUCUUCAGCUUCGAGAAGACCUUGGAGGAGCUCUAUCUGGACGCCAACCAGAUUGAGGAGCUGCCCAAACAACUGUUCAACUGCCAGAUGCUCCACCGGCUGAGCAUGCCAGACAACGACCUCACAGUGCUGCCCGCGGCCAUCGCCAACCUCAUCAAUCUCAAGGAGCUGGACGUCAGCAAGAACAGUAUCCAGGAGUUUCCAGAAAAUAUCAAGAACUGCAAAGUCCUGGCCAUUGUUGAAGCAAGUGUGAAUCCCAUCUCCAAGCUCCCAGAGGGUUUCACCCAGCUCCUCAGCCUGACACAGCUCUACCUGAAUGACGCCUUCCUCGAGUUCCUACCAGCCAGCUUUGGCAGGUUGACUAAACUGCAGAUCCUGGAGCUGAGAGAGAACCAGUUAAAGAUGUUGCCAAAAAGCAUGCACAAGCUCACCCAGCUGGAGAGAUUGGACUUGGGGAGUAACGAGUUCACUGAAGUGCCUGAGGUAUUGGAGCAGCUCACUGGAAUCAAAGAGUUGUGGAUGGAUGGAAACAGACUGACAUUCCUACCAGGGAUGCUAGGCACUCUGAAGCAGCUGUCCUACCUUGACGUCUCCAAGAACAACCUGGAGAUGGUGGACGAGCAGAUUUGUGGCUGUGAGAGCCUGCAGGACCUACUGCUUUCUAACAAUGCACUCACACAGCUGCCCGGAUCCAUAGGCUCCCUGAAGAAACUAACCGCCCUAAAAGUGGACGAGAACCAGCUCAUGUAUCUGCCAGACUCCGUCGGAGGUCUGGCAGCCCUGGAUGAGCUUGACUGUAGUUUUAACGAGAUCGAGGCUCUGCCCUCCUCCAUUGGACAGUGUGUCAGCAUACGCACUUUUGCCGCUGACCACAACUUCCUCACACAGCUGCCCCCAGAGAUGGGCAGCUGGAAGAGUGCCACUGUGCUGUUCCUGCACUCCAACAAGCUGGAGUCUCUACCUGAGGAGAUGGGAGACAUGACCAAGCUCAAGGUCAUCAAUCUCAGCGACAACAAAUUGAGGAACCUUCCCUACAGCUUCACCAAGCUUAACCAGAUGACUGCUAUGUGGCUGUCUGAGAACCAGUCGAAGCCUCUCAUCCCUCUGCAGAAGGAGGAGGAUCCAGAGACCCACAAGACGGUUCUCACCAACUACAUGUUCCCCCAGCAGACCAGGACAGAGGACUGCAUCCCUAACUCUGACAGUGAGAGCUUCAACCCCUCUUUGUGGGAGGAGCAGAGGAAGCAGCGGGCCCAGGUGGCCUUCGAGUGUGAUGAGGACAAGGAUGAGAGGGAGACGCCUCCGCGGGAGGGCAACCUGAAGCGCUACCCGACACCGUACCCAGACGAGCUGAAGAACAUGGUGAAGACGGCCCAGUCUAUCGCUCACAGGCUGAAGGAGGACGAGUCGGGCGACGAGUCGGGGAAGGAUGCCAAACCUAAUGAGCGGAUCCAUGUGGGAGUGCAGGACGUGGGAGUCAAGGUGAUCGAGGCUCCCCGCGCCAAUGGCAAGCAAUUAGAGAUGGAGCCCAAAGCACCUGUCUGUGUCCAGGACUCCACAGUACCCCUGGAGACCUCUGAAUCCUACACCUCCCAGAAGACCUCACUCCGGACCUCGGACAAUACCAAGACCAUGAACCACGAGGACACCCUGGAGUCUUUUUCUCUGCAGGAUUCUGAGGAGCUUUCAUCUGAGGAGGAGAUGAAGAUGGCGGAGAUGAGACCUCCUCUCAUUGAGAUCUCCAUCAACCAGCCCAAAGUGGUGGCACUUAGUAAAGACAAAAAAGAUGACGGUAAAGACGCUGACUCGUUGUUGGACGAGACAGUGGCCAACAGCAAUCAGAACAACAGCAACUGUUCGUCCCCGUCACGCAUGUCGGACUCGGUGUCUCUGACCACGGACAGCAGUCAGGACAACUCCCUGUGCACCCCCGAGAGAGAGGCCAAGAUGCCCUUCCUACCCAAGAGCAGGCAAGAGGAUGAGAACAUGAAUCAGCAGAAGGUAAGCACCCCUCUCCUCCAGAACGGCAACGGCCCAGACACUACCCUGCAGGCCCUCCUGAAGAACCAGCAGUCCUACGAGUCCAAGCCAGAGAAGAUUGUGGGGGACUACGACCUGUCCAUGGAGGAGAGGCUGGCCUUCAUCAAGAAGGGCAUCAACAACGGCAUGGGCGACGGCUACACCAAGUGGGACCAGAUCAACAUGAACGUGGCUAAGCUGCCGCUGCAGCCGGACAACAUGGGGGUCCAACUGGAUGACUGUCAGAAUGGCACGAGCACCAAGGAGGCCUUUCAACACUUGCCUCCGCCGUAUAACAACGAAAACUCUACGGCGCCCAUUACAGACCACUUGGAGAACGGCAACCAGAUGGGCGACCACUUUAACGGCCGCUCCAGCGAGGGAUUGGCCGUGUCGCCCAUGAGGUUAGACUCUGCCACGUCGGUGGUGCGGACUGCUUCGGCGGGCGUGACGGCCAGCAGUGACAUGUCGCUGUCUCGCAGCACAGAGGAGCUGUCCCCAGUGGCCAAGGCUCAGAGCAUCACCAACAUCGAGACAGGGGAGAUGAAGCUGUACUCCUUGGACACUGAGGGGGGCUCCUACGAGGGUGGAGUAGUGGGCAGGAUGGCCGGAGCCGUACCGGGGGCACAGGGUCAAAGCAUCGUCCGCAGCAAGUCAGCCUCCCUGCUCAACGACCAGCCCUUCCAGGUCUACCCCGGCUCGUCAGCCUCUUCCUCCGACCUGCUCUCCAGCUCCUCAAAGCCUCCUGUCAGCACCGGCCGCUACCCCGUCCCCUCAGGCAUGGCCAUGGGCCCGCUGCCUCAGUACAACGUCCAGUACACCAGCAGCGCCUUGCCCAAAGAAGGCCUGUGGACCCAUAGGACCCCCGUCCCCCCCGACCAGGGCUACCUCCCUCCACCCCAGCACUCUCUGGCCAACACCAACUACUCCAACCGCAACCAGGCCCCUCCAUAUCCCCACCAGGCCCAGCAGAGAGGCCCGCCCAUGGGGCCCAAGCAGCCCGGUGACAUGUGGGCUAAGGAGAGACACCUGCCCCCCCCCGGUAGUCAGCCACGGAGCAGCACCCUGCAGAGGCAGAGCAGCAGUUCCUCCACGGCCUCUAUGGGGGACCCCCGGCGCAUGCAGGUUCCCGAGGGAGAUUACAUGACGUACAGGGACAUCCACACCCUGGGCCGGGGGCCGCUGGCCAUAGCCCAGACCAUGCAGAGGCCUCUGUCGGCCCGCACCUACAGCAUCGACGGGCCCUGUGCCCCCAGGCCUCACACCGCCAGGCCACAGCCCCAUGAGCUGCCCGAGAGGACCAUGUCGGUCAGCGACUUCAACUACCAGCACGUCAGCCCCAGUAAAAGGCCAAACGCCAGGGUGAAGUCUGAGCACUCGCUGUUGGACGGGCCAGGAGGACCGGGAGCAGGAGCAAGGGUACCAGUGGAUUGGAGAGACCAGGUGAUGCGCCACAUCGAGGCCAAGAAAAUGGAAAAGGAUGAUGUGUUAGGUCCUCAAGGACAACAGGGCUUCACCAUGGACACCCUCCGAAAAGUGCCUUUAAUGAAUGGUCAGAUGGGCGGUCCAGUGCGAGGCCAGAUGACGUCGUGCCAGGCGCCCAUGGCCCGCCACCCCUCCAGAGAGCAGCUCAUCGACUACCUGAUGCUUAAGGUCUCCCAUGGCCAGCAGCCCCUGGGACCCCCUCCGCCACGGGCCACUCAAGACACACUGCACCAGGAGAUGCGUGUGAAAGUGGAGAAGAACCCUGAGCUAGGGUUCAGUAUAUCAGGAGGAGUGGGAGGACGGGGAAACCCCUUUCGUCCAGACGAUAAUGGCAUCUUUGUGACGAGGGUCCAGCCUGAGGGACCUGUCUCAAAGAUCCUCCAGCCUGGAGACAAGAUCCUCCAGGCGAACGGAUACAGCUUUGUGAACAUUGACCACGGGAACGCCGUAGCCCUGCUGAAGACGUUUCCCACCACUGUGGAUAUGAUCAUCAUCCGAGAGGUGACAGCGUAGAGCGAGACAGACAGGACUGUGACCUCCGAUCCAGACAAAACCACACGAGAACUGAAUGUCCACUUCCUUCUUAUUUUUAUACACAGAGGAGCUUGCUUUAUGGUGAAGAGAACCUUUAAGAGCUUUUGGGAUAACGGGGGCCGAACCACUGCAUCAAGUGGACUUGGGGGGAUAGCCCGGUUAUUUUUUACUCCCAGGACGCACCAGAGAAGGCGUGUGCUCCAAUGACACAGAGAUUUUGUAAAGACUGCUUUCUGUAAAGACUUGUUUUUCAAAGAAAAUAAUUCACCCUCAUCAUUGCAGUUUCUAGUUGCUGUAGUUGAGCAUUAACUGUAGUUGACCACUAGAGGACAGGGCUACCUCUCUUUAUCGCUCUUUGCUUACAUCCGAUUUGCCUUUAUUUUUAAGUCAUGUUAUUAUUAUUUUUAAGAUGCUGAAACCACUUGUUUGACUUAGCCGAGAUGUGAUAUGGGGGACAAUGUUAUGUGCUUUCUUGUGGAGACAAAUGUAGUACUGGAUUGAGCUUUCGGGGAGUUUCUUUUAUCAAAUUUCCCCUCUGCCUACUUACAAUUGUGACAGUUUUUGGAACGAGUUCCAUACAUAGUGGAUAUUUCAGAAGGACAAUUUAUUUGCCUCUGCCUCCAUAGAACCUGUGAGCCACACUGCAUACAUCCAGUAUCUGUACUGUCCUCAUUUUAGUGUAGGAGCAGUUUCAGUAGCCUCCAUGGCACCACUGGCUUGAAAUAUCCCUCACUCACCUCUCAACUCCUGAGCAAAUCCUCCGUCACUGAAUCAACUGCCCCGAGUGCCGACUACUUGAAUGCUGUAAAACGCUCUUUGUAUGUGAAAUGGAAUUGGGACUGGAAUAUGGAACAGAUGAUGAGAGAGGAUGCCUUUGCUUGGCCUUAGCCUAGCCAGAAUGUGAUGUGAGAAUGGGUCAGAAGGCGGAGUGGUAAAGGUAGGUAAGCUAAGCAUGUGUGGAGACCAUGGCCAGGGGUGUAUUCAUUAUGCUGAUUUUGUUGCAAAACAUUUCUUAAACGGAAGCAAACUCAACGAAACAGGGAGGGACCUAGCUAAAAGUGUCCAAUAUAAACUGUUGUUUUAGUUCCAAAAGGUUCAGUUUUGCAACUGUUUGAACGAAUGAUUACACCCCAUGUGUUGGAGGUGCUGCUGGGAGUGACACCCUAUUCCCCAUAGAGCACGCUACAUACUAGUGGUGAACUGUAUACAAAGGAUAUAGAUUGUCAUUUCAGAUGCAGCCUGUGAGACUCUGAGCAGGCCUGGUCUCUGUGCCCCUUUCACUCAUGUUUCACUCAUGUUGGUAAGACUAUAAAGGGCUUCUCCCUGAAGGCAGCCAUUGGUGACUAGAAAACACUCUCACAUGCUUUCAGAUUGAAAAGGGGUUUCUGUCUAACAUUUUUUUAAGUGGCGGAAAACAACUACAUUUUGCCUUCGUGUGUAAAAUAACAUUUUUAGACAUCAUGCAUCAUCUCUUUUUGUGUUGAGAUAGUGUUUCAUAUAUGGACUCUUUGCUCUACGCUGGAUCAAAUGAACUAGGGGGGAGCUGUCAAGUGCCAUAGACCUUGAACUGUUAGAACAAGGGGAGGGAAGGAGUGACUACCCUGACCCUCAAGCAAUAUUCACGUACUUUGUUUCACAAACUAAACGCUCUCCUCUUGAGUACACGCCGCGUGACUUGUCAUAAUGGUUUAAUAGCAAUAGGAUUGGUUUUCAUUCAGAAAGACAUCCAAUUGCAUUUGAAUAAAAUAUUGUUACACAGGAUUUAUAUUGUGAAUAUUUUUUUUAUAAAAACAUAUCUUUAGCAAAGAAACAAACAUUUUAGUCAUUUGUAAUGUUUAAUUGAAUUGUCAAAUUAUAAAAAUGCUUUUUAAAGCUACUCUGCUAUGUCCACUCAGUGUGAUCAAAAGUUUAUAGAUGUAUGUGUUGUUUGCAUGAAAUCACCCUAUGAAUUGUCUAUUUUGUGAGUUAAUCCAUGAAAAAAGUUACGUAUUUCCUACAGAAACUAAAAUGAUCCAAUUCAAAGAUAUCUACAAGUUAUGGCCCCAGUGAAAUUUGUUUACAAAUUGAUUGUAAUGCAAACACUGAAUUGUGACUGAGCAUAUAUAAAGUUAUGACAUUGUAAUUUAUGUCAUCCCAAUACCUAACAAAUGUGUAAAUGUAUAGUCCUGUAUGACUCAGUUGGUAGAGCAUGGUGCUUGUAUCGCAAGGGUUGUGGGUUUGAUUCCCGGGACUACCCAUAUGUAAAAUCAAUGCAUGCAUGAAUGUAAGUCGCUUUGGAUAAAAGUGUCUGCUAAAUUGCAUAUAUUGAAUAUUACACAUUUGAAAUGGUAUGUAAUCUACUGUACCUGACCUGUAUGUAUUCAAUUACUUCAUGCAUACAGUUUAAGAUUAUGGUACUGUCAACUUGUGACUUGAAUGGAAAACACUGUAUCAAUGAUGUUUGCUCCCCUCUUUUCCAUUUUGAAUUCCAACUGAACAUUGCGCCCAACUGAAACUGUCCUAGUUUUUUAAUCAACUGCAGCCCCAGUGGCACGCUCAUAAUAACUGCAGAUAUUUUUGUCAUUGGUCAAUGUUUGCCUCAAGCGGUGACAUUUAAGACUUCUCCUGCAUUUCCCCCUCUCAAGAUUAGUUUAAGAAACAUUGUAAUAGUUUUUUAUGCUGUUUUGUUGUGGACACUGUUCUUUUACUUUUUGAUCUGGGAAUAAGAACAAUCUAAUGAUUUUCAAGGUCAUAUUUGUUUUAUAUUCGUGGCAAAAGAAGGAAAAUAACUGUCCAAUAGACGGUAGACAAUCUGGGACUAAGACCUCGGGGCUCACCUGUUUUCCAUAUCCAACAACAACUGGUCUCUUCACAUUCACACCUUGUUUUUAUUUAUUCAGCACAUUUUCCUGUGACUUUUUAGACAUUACUAAUCAAAAUGUAAAUACUUAAAAAAAAAAGUUAAAUGAAUUAAUCAUGGCAUUAGUCACUCUGAGUUUGUAAAACUAGCAAUAAGUUGCAAUGCAUACACAACUCUUUUAAUGUAUAGCUAUUUCAAAGGUUUCUCUGGAAACAGCUACAGUAAGAUGAUUGAGAUGCAUUUAUUCAACAUUCCUGAUUUUGUAUAAAAUUAUACUGUUUCUGAGGUAACCUGUGGAAAACAAGAAAUAAACUAAUGCUCUUUAAAA